GCUCGCGGCGAACCUGUCUCGAGGGCCUACGCGCGCCUCCGCUCAUCACGAAACUCCGAACUUACAAUUACAAACACCAAUUUUACCACUGUGCAAAAAAAAAUUACGUGAUUCUCACUCAAAAAAGUGUGGUUCCCGAAAAGUUUUAGUGCUUUCAGUGUCAGCUGUGCGUGUUGUCUCUCUCUAUUCCGCGGAAAGGGAAAGGAAGGGAUUACGCAGGGCGCGUUGUUUUGUUUUCGUAAUACUCGACAAAAUAGAGCGGAUUCACUAAAAAAAUCGCUUCAAUAUCUUGUACAUACAAGAAUAUUAUAAGUAAAGAGCAAACAAUACCACCACCCACGAAGAUAGAUAACGCAGAUCCCGCAGGAGUUAAUCUGGCGCAUGGAGACAGGAAGCAUGUCGAUAGUGCGGCCCUAGAGUACUCCCCUGAGGGACUCCUCGCUCUAACAUGCCCAGCUGACAGUAUACGCUCCGAGACAAUGCCGGCGGCACCAAAACAAACAAAUGCAACACCAAAUAUAAAACCCUGUAAAGAAACAUCGACUGAGAAUAACAUAUUAACUUUUUACGUCGUAGCUAUUAAAGAUAGAAAUAUGGCCAACGGUAACCAUUCCAAUGAUAAUUUAGACGAAAUUCACGAAACGACUGAUUUAGAUAGAUGUAGGAUAAACGAAUGUUCCGAAACUCGAUGCCUUCCACGAUGCGUGUUGCAUAAGAAAGGAGUCGUAUACGGAAAAGAAUCGAUUAUGAAAAAGCUGGUGGCUGACGUAUAUGGUGGUGCAAGGAAGGCCGGUGAUUUGAAUUUUAAAUGUGCGCGGGAGUGGCUGGGAGCCUUCGGGAGGACAAUGGACGUGUGCGCGCGAGUGGCCCUCGUUGGGAUGUUGUUGACGCUGGUAGCGACGAGCGACGCGGCGCCGGUGCGGUCGCGACCGACGAGAACUACACAACACCAUGAAGGAUCAGUGAGAAGUUACCUAGAGUCAUUUGGUUACCUGAAGAAAGGCCAGCUAGAGAUAGGCAACCUGCUCAUGGGCGACAAGGUUCAGGAGUACGAAGACGAUUUGAAGAUUGCUAUCAAAACUUUACAACAAUUCGGAGGGAUACCUGUAACAGGAGUGGUAGACGAAGCGACCAAGCACCUGAUGCGGCAGAAGCGAUGCGGCCGGCCUGACCGGGAGGUAGGCGAAGAAAAUGCCCGAAGAAGAAAGAGGUUUGCAGUACAGGGGGAGAAGUGGAAACACACCAACUUAACUUGGAGCAUGUCAUCGACCAGGGUGCCGUCGCAGCUGGACCUGCACGGCACGAGGAGCGUGCUGGCGCGCGCACUCGACGUGUGGCAGCAAGCGUCACGGCUCACCUUCACCGAGGUCAACUCCGAUGAGGCGGACAUCGUCGUGUCCUUUGCUAAGGGUUACCAUGACGACGCGUACCCGUUCGACGGACGCGGCACGAUCCUUGCGCACGCGUUCUUCCCGGGCUCGGGCCGCGGCGGCGACGCGCACUUCGACGAUGAUGAGCUGUGGCUGCUGCAGCCGAAAGAUGAUGAGGAAACAGGAACAUCGCUGUUUGCUGUCGCUGCUCACGAGUUUGGACACUCACUAGGUCUCAGUCACAGCUCCGAGAGGGGUGCUCUUAUGUUCCCCUGGUACCAAGGCAUACAACCUAACUUUGUGUUACCUCAAGACGAUCGCAAUGGCAUCCAACAGAUGUAUGGUCCAAAAGUAAAACAAACAUGGGCAAAGAUACCGACGAAGUAUCGGCCCAUAGAGACUCCGCCCCCACCUACCACCACGACCACAACAACGACAACUACGACGACGAGAAGACCGUACAUACACCACCAUAAUCGCCAUCAUCAAAAUCAUAGACCAGAUUAUACGCCGUAUCCACGAAACCCAGCGAAAUAUCCAACAUACCCUGAACGGCCCAUCUACCCAGAACGACCAUAUCCAGAACGGCCAAUAUAUCCAGAAAAAAUAAAACCAGCCUAUCCUGAGAAGCCCACUUAUCCUGAAAGGCCAAUCUACCCCGAAAGACCGAACUAUCCUACAUACUAUCCAGAUCGUCGUCAUCAUAACACGAGUGAUGAGCACCCAAGAAGGACUAACCACCACUACCCGCGCCCUACUCCGGAGACAACCACACAGCCUAUUACUUACCGUCCACGUUAUCCUACAGCGCGUCCAGAGUACCCCAACUAUCCAAGACCGAACCCCCCCAAUAAUCCGAACCGUGAUACUCCAAAGAGCAAGCCGUACUAUCCUGAAAGAACAACUCCUCGACCCACUCCUCCUUCUGAUAAACCGGACACUUGUGACACGAGCUAUGACGCUGUGGCUCUCAUUCGUGGUGAACUGUUCAUAUUCAAGAAUAGAUAUCAUUGGAGGAUAGGCUCGCAGGGCCGAUACCCGCAAUAUCCCAUAGAAAUAUCCAGAAUGUGGUCAGGACUUCCACGAAACCUGACUCAUGUUGAUGCAGUCUAUGAACGACCUGACAAAAAGAUAGCUUUCUUCGUUGGUAAAGAAUUGUACUUAUUCGAUUCACAAUACUUGGUACCUGGAUAUCCAAGACCGUUAACUCAGCUUGGCUUACCUCCAAGUUUAGAAAAGUUAGAUGCGGCAAUGGUCUGGGGUCAUAACGACAAAACAUACUUUUAUAGUGGCACCAUGUAUUGGAAAUUCGAUGAAGAUGACGGACGAGUGGAGCUCGACUACCCUCGGGACAUGUCUAUGUGGAAAGGCGUUGGCUAUAACAUUGAUAGUGUUUUCCAAUGGAAAGAUGGUAAAACGUACUUCUUCAAAGGCAAAGGUUUCUGGAAGUUCAACGACCUGCAGAUGCGAGUGGAGCACGAGCGGCAGUUGCCGUCGGCCACCUUCUGGAUGGGCUGCCCGGCCGAGCGCGCCGGCCGCCGCUCGCCCUUCCGCGCCCUGCCCGCCCCCGGCUCCACGCUGCGAUCGCCCAGCGCCGCCCACGCAAACCAACAACACCUCCUCAUACCUCUCCUCUCUUCUCUAAUCCUAGUACUCGCGAACUACUUACGAAGCUAAAUACAUAAAAAUGACUGCCUAUUUGUAAAAAAAUAUGUGUGCCACUUUAAUAUAUUUAUUACUUUAUUAGAUACUCCCAGAUAAUGCAUAAUAUUCAAAAUCAACAAGUACAUAUCGAAAUAUGUCUGAAAUAUGUUUUAGGCUUAGUAAAUUUUUGCGCAAACUAUGCACUGCCUGUUUUAGUAUUAAUUGUAUGCCUACAUUUUAUAUAGUAAUGUUUAAUACAUGUUAGUAUAAUUAUUAUAAUGAUGCUAUUAUUAUUUCUUUAAAAUGUAUGUACAUUUUGAUCUCAAUAUGAUCGUGUGCUUGGUUUGAUAAUGACAUGUAAGGUAUAUAACACCAUCCAAUUAGCUUCUGUACAGUUUGUAUUGUCUCUCGAUGUCAGUAUUUAAAAAGAAUUAUUAUAGAUUUUAUGCAUUAUUGAAAUAAAGAUCCGAUUUUGUAAAAUAUAAAUGGAAAUGCAUAUUAUUACAAUACUUGUUAGCCGAGUACCACUUAAGGAUGUAUUUUCGUAAAAUAGAUCUAUCUAGACACAAGAAUGCCUUAACAGAAAAUUGAUAUUUUAUCACUAUAGUAAUGAAUAUUCAAUAAAAAAUAUAGCUAUAAUAAAUAACAAUAUUCUCUACGUAAUGAUACUAUAGGUACUUGUUCUUAAUUAGAUUUAUCUUUUAAUGCUGGUUAAAAGAGGUACACAUUCGGUAAUUUGUAAAAUAUAAUUAAAUACUUAAAUAUAAGUCAUGAUUAAUAAGUGCAAUGACGAUGAUGUUCAUAUAGUGCUCAUGCUACGUCUCGCCUAUGAAUUCCUGUUUUUGUCUUAGUCAAUAAGAAUCAUGUAUACUCUCACUUCACAUAGCUCAUUACCAUAAGGUAUAAUAUAGUUAUAUAAAUAUAAUUGUAUUAAGUAUAUAAAUGGCCUUAUAAUACACGUAUGACCGAGUAGGUAAUGAGGUAAAGAGAAAGCUGAAUUUUUGCACUGCCAGUAAAUGGAUUCUUGGACGGAUGGAAAAAAUGAAUACUAUUAUAGUAGAAUGAAUAUGGUGCUUAAUAUAGUUAGUCAUUGUACAGAAUAAAUUGUCUUCGCGUAUUUUUGUAUGUUACUGUUGUGUGUCAAAGUAUCUGUAGGUAAAGUGUUAUUGAUAACCAACACCAUUGAACCUACAUAAGUUUCCUAAUACUAUCUUCCCUUAUAAUUACAAGAUUUUUAUAUUAAAACAUACGGGAGCGACUACCAUGAUUAUAGUAUAGGGCAGGGUUUCCCAAACUAUGGGUCGCGACCCAGUGGUGGGUCGCGAGCGAACAUUGAGUGGGCCCUGCCUGUAGAACGACACAUCACCCUACCGAUACAACCGCUGGGCAGCGGACGAAAUUUCCUAUAGGUGGGUCCCGAGUUUGGGAACUUGUAUUAGAUGAGUCGUAUCCCAGACAACUUUGGGAACCACUUAUAGGGUAUAGACUCCAAAAAUAAAUUUUAAAAAUGCGGCUCGUUGUAAAUGUUGGGCAGCAUUUCAUUUUUUUUUAUUAAUGAUGUAAAUUAUAAAAACUUUUCAAAAGAAAUAAACACAUAAUAAACUAGCUAUAAGUACAUUAUUAUUCAAUGUAAGAAGAGAUGACUUAAAUUCUUUUGUUCUUUAUAUUAUACCUUUCGAGUCGCUCAUUAGUAUAAGUUAGUUUACAUUACCUAGCUUUUUACAAUUCUUCGGUCACAAAUAAUUUAAUAUAAACUGUGAUAUUUACUUUUAUAAAAAUGCCAUACUUCGCUGGCAAUAAAAAUAAAAACAAAAUUUUGUAAUAUUCUAAAUAAUUACUCGAUAAAUACUUAUUCAUAGAUUCAAAUAAACAUUUGACGUUAAUAUGUUUUAUUAUGAAAAUAAAUAAACAACUUUUUUAUAAAUAU
Ostrinia nubilalis (European corn borer) is the source of this 4941-nucleotide messenger RNA. Its product is annotated as matrix metalloproteinase-2-like. Gene Ontology annotation, biological process: collagen catabolic process; extracellular matrix organization; proteolysis. NCBI's taxonomy places the organism in Eukaryota, Metazoa, Arthropoda, Insecta, Lepidoptera, Crambidae. Gene Ontology annotation, molecular function: metalloendopeptidase activity; zinc ion binding. The coding region runs from base 480 to 3047 and encodes 855 amino acids. Gene Ontology annotation, cellular component: extracellular matrix. The transcript has 12 exons. The record is from RefSeq and is a predicted model, not a curated record.